Messenger RNA from Eucalyptus grandis, 690 nucleotides. Its product is annotated as stemmadenine O-acetyltransferase. The record is from RefSeq and is a predicted model, not a curated record. The transcript has a single exon. The coding region runs from base 1 to 690 and encodes 229 amino acids. Lineage: Eukaryota; Viridiplantae; Streptophyta; Magnoliopsida; Myrtales; Myrtaceae.
AUGGCCACGAAAGUUAAGGUUGUCUCCACAGAGACCAUCAAGCCGUCCUCUCCAACUCCACCUCACCUAAGGAACUUCAAUUUCUGCCUCCUUGACCAGCUGGCUCCUCCGUUUUAUGUUCCGGUCGUCCUGUUCUACUCCGCUCCUGAUGAAAAGGCAGCGCCAGACUCUGCCUCGGUGUCGGGAAACUUGAAAACUUCACUAGCGCAGGUGCUUUCUCUCUUCUACCCUCUAGGUGGAAGGGUGAAAGGAAAUGCCAGCAUUGAUUGCAAUGAUGAGGGUGCACUCUAUUUGGAGGCGAAAGCUCACUUCGAACUGUCCAAAGUCCUUUCGUACACAGAAACCGCCCAGCUGCAGCAAUUCCUCCCAUUCUCUCCAUACAAAGUCAGUACCAACAAUGAGGAUCAAGUCAUUGUAGGGGACCAAGCCAACUUUUUUGACUGCGGCGGCAUCAAGAUCGGCAUCUGCAUCUCUCACAAGAUUGCUAAUGGCGCGUCGGUCUCUGCUUUUCUCAAUGCAUGGUCUGCAAUUGCCAACAAUGGCAUUGACGGCGAAGCGAGCCUCAUCACUCCCUUCCUGAAAGCAUUUGAGCUCUUCCAACCAAAGGACAUAAACUUCAAAAUUCCAUCUAGAGUCAUCAGCAGAGAGAAGCUUUCGACCAAGAGGUUUUGUUUCGAUUGUGAUGGCUAG